GCUUGUCAGUCCUCCGUGUCUCUUUCAGUUACAGUGUAAGGUGGGUGGUUAGUGAGUCCUCUUCAACGUACCACGCAUUCAAAAUCUCUUAAAAUAAUAUUCAAGAAUUUGAACCAUCAAUCCGGUCGUUGAGUUCAAGAAGCCUUUGCACAGAGCACAACACUUCCCCCUGUUGGCGAUGAGGAUCAUAACACACCUGUGACUACCAGAGGCAUGAUGGGAAAAUGAAACAGCGCAAGACACCCACAACUUAACUGCAUCAAACCAUCACAUUUGUUAAUUGGAUUACACCACAGUCGUACCACUUUCAAUGGCUGUCUGAGCACAACUGGACUCUGACAUUUGGUGUUAUUGUCUUCAGUAGCACAGACUCUCCUCAUCAACUGGCAUUGACCAAUAGCUGAAGGAUGUCGAGUGCAAGUACUUUGCAAUAAAAACAUCCAUAAUUAGGUAUCUGAAGGUAAACCAAACUGAGUUAACCACCUCCUACGACAGCAUGGAGGUGGCAGCUUCCCAUCCUGCCUACGCUGGGGCCUUCCCUACCCCGACUAUAGACUCUGAACCCACUACGUCUUCCUUUCCAACCCUGUUAAGUUUCUUCUGGGACUACCAGAACAACAAUGUCAUUGUGACCCACUACAACUUCACCGGGAAGCUUCAGGCGGACCGCUACCGCGAGGGGUUAAAACCGGAGGCCGUAGUCUUCCUUGUGAUCUGCGUCCUCAUCGUCCUGGAGAACGCGGUGGUUCUGAUCGCCAUCUGGACCAAUAAGAAGUUCCACCUCCCAAUGUACUACCUUCUGGGUAACCUGACUCUGUCCGACCUCCUGGCCGGCGUGACCUACGCGGCUAACAUCGUCAUGUCAGGUCCCAACACGCUCCGACUGACGCCCAUUCUGUGGUUCUUGAGGGAGGGUGGGGUCUUCGUCACGCUCGCCGCCUCUGUCGUCAGCCUACUGGCCAUAGCUAUAGAACGGCACGUCACCAUGGUGACGAUGAGACCAUACCACAGCGCGAAGAAAGGCCGGAUGCUGGCGCUGAUCGGGGGCAGCUGGGCGCUGGCGGGCCUCUUGGGGGUCCUGCCCGUCUUGGGGUGGAACUGUAUGGGUCGCCUGGACUGGUGCUCCACGGUGCUGCCUCUCUAUGCUAAGUCUUACAUCCUGUGCUGCGUGUCCGUGUUCAGCGCCGUCCUCCUGGCCAUCGUGGUCCUCUACGUCCGCGUCUUCCGCAUUGUGCGUGCCAACACUCAGCGCCAGCGCUUCAGCGGAGCGAAGGGAAGCCUCCGGAAAGGCCUUGCCAGGAAGUCUCAGAAAUACAUGGCCCUCCUCAAGACGGUCACCAUCGUUCUGGGCGUGUUCAUCGCCUGCUGGUUGCCACUCUUCUUCCUCCUCGGGCUGGAUUCCUUCUGCCCAGCCCGGCGCUGCCACCUCCUCCUCAAGGCAGACUACUUCCUGGGCGUUGCCAUGGUGAACUCACUCCUGAACCCCAUAAUAUACACACUGACCAGCAAGGACAUGAGGAGGGCCAUUCUGAGGCUCCUCUGCCGGCCGUGCCUCAUGACGAAGGACGGUCAGGUGAAGAGAAUGGGGAUGCCUUUCCUGGAGUGCAGCUUCAGUAAGACAGAAAUGCCCUCGCAGAAGCUGGAAGGCCAGGAGACCACUAUAUCUUCUGGGAAUGUCAUCACCACCCCGUCCCCCAUCAAAGCCCUCUACCCCAAGCUGUUCAAGGUCUGAAGAGCAUCCACUGGACAGCUCUGUGGUGGAGAAAUGACUCCCUUUAGAAGAUGGACAACGGAAGUACUUCAUAUGGCCUCCUGAAAAUUGUUGAGUAGGGACGGUAACCCGUACAAUCUGUCCCUUCGAGUAAUUUUAUUUCUAUGGAGUCAGCUUCCAGUCAAAGUGAUGGACGGCACUAAUGAUCAAGGCCAUCGAAAAACUGCAUCACUUCCUGUUUGGCUACUCCGCUACCAUCGCUUUCUGCCAAUGUGCCUACAUGGUCCGUAGUACUUUACGUUUGCUUGUGGACGACAGAUGUCUGGAAGAAAACCCUCAAGAAGACACCCCCCCCCCCGCGUGAUCUAUGACCUAUGACGGCGCCAGAUGCUGCAACAGCCGGUGAGGAGAGCAUUGCAUUUAGACAGAAAUAGCAUCACGCCAAAACCACGGAUGUUACAACAGUGAUAACAAAACUGAAAACGUGUGGAAGGGACCAAUUGUGAAUGAUGCGCCUGUUUUUGCAGGUUAUUGCACAGUAACCACUUAACCACUUUCCUAAACUGACGUUGCAGUAAACAGUCUCUUAGGUUUUGACAGCAUCAGAAGCCAAGGAACGAGAGUCACAGUUAUUGUUUGCUAAAUGUUUGGACAGUUGACCUCCCAGAGUUGCCUACCGAGAUUACCUUCAAGUGGCCACGGCUGUGGAGAUAAUACACAAUACGCUUGUUUGUUUGUUUGUUUGUUUGUUCCAGGCCUUUGCUGGCUCAAAGGUCAUUGUUGUACCAGGCUGGGUGCCACCCUAACUCCAAUAGGAAACGCGGUGUCAUUUAGAACACAGCCGUCAGGCUCCAGUGGAGGCACCGCUCACAGCGGCACGAUAUGCCCACACAGGUGGACCCAUAUAGGGGGGAAUCUACGCCUGACCCAGAUACUACAUUGUCAUUUGAGGAAGAGAUGCCUAUUGUGGCAAUGUGUCAUGCUUUAGGAGUGGAAGGUGAGAAGCCCCAUUUGUAGGUCAACCCGCCCCCAAUGUAAUCUAGCAUUUCAAAAAUAAAAUGUUUUCUGUACAGUUGAAUUGGAUGGUGCCAUGGUACCUUUGUCCUGUAAAUAUAUUGUAUUGAGCAAUGUUUUUUUAUUUUAUUUCUCAAUGGAUUUUAUAUGGUUCAUUUGUACUUUGUACCGUCAAAUAUAUGCUUUUGUACCAAAGAUUGUCUCUACCCUUAUUAAAACAAUACCUGUUUUCUGGUAAA
Esox lucius (northern pike) is the source of this 2964-nucleotide messenger RNA. RefSeq names its product sphingosine-1-phosphate receptor 5b (gene s1pr5b). Lineage: Eukaryota; Metazoa; Chordata; Actinopteri; Esociformes; Esocidae. Gene Ontology annotation, biological process: G protein-coupled receptor signaling pathway. The transcript has 2 exons. Gene Ontology annotation, cellular component: membrane. The record is from RefSeq and is a predicted model, not a curated record. The coding region runs from base 497 to 1732 and encodes 411 amino acids. Gene Ontology annotation, molecular function: sphingosine-1-phosphate receptor activity.